Molecule: messenger RNA, 3389 nt
Organism: Magallana angulata
Lineage: Eukaryota; Metazoa; Mollusca; Bivalvia; Ostreida; Ostreidae
Exons: 7
Coding region: 872-2566 (564 amino acids)
Biological process (GO): regulation of transcription by RNA polymerase II
Cellular component (GO): nucleus
Molecular function (GO): protein dimerization activity; RNA polymerase II cis-regulatory region sequence-specific DNA binding; DNA-binding transcription factor activity, RNA polymerase II-specific
Source: RefSeq, a predicted model, not a curated record
GUUUAACUAUACGUGGACAAGAAACACUGCGCAUAUCACAAUGCUUUACGGAUUAUAUCAUUUAAAUUCCAGCUGCCUCUAAGUGUCGUUAUUUUCACUCAAACAAGAUGUUUAUGACCACACUGAGGCAACCAGGGCAUUUUGUGUUGUGUAACUUCCAAUGAAUAUGGGUCAAAGUUAUUCAAGAUGUUUUCAUAACACCCAUAAAGUGACAAGAUAGUUUUUUUUAAUUGUUUAUUUCAGAGAUGUAUAGGACUGGGUGCGUAUAUUGAAACCGAUACCCCUGGAUUCACACCAAACAAUGAGGAUUAUAUCUUAAUUUCAUUCUUUUGCUGAAAAAGACAAAAAAAUAUGAUCAUAAUCAUAAUUGCUAGUAAUUACGAUAGAGCGAUUCAUUGAUCUCUAUUAGGAAAUGUAUAUAUAAACCUUCUGGAUUUUAUUGUUUUAUUAAAGACUUAUGUAACCAUAAUUUUUUGUCAUUUUUCACCCUUGUUAUAAGUGUUAAGGAAGAUCGCACUUCAUUUACGAUAUGUUAAAGUUCAAGAUGUUCAAAACUGAAGACGAGGCUCGCUUUCAUUCAUGUUGAGUUCAUUAUUUAAUUAUCCUUCGUUUAACAGAUGACUGAAUGUUUAGCUACGAUAGGGUUGCUUUCCGUCUUAGGUAGACUUGAAUGAUGAAUAUGAAAAAAAAGAUAGGCGGGACUAAACGUCAUGAGUUUUCACAGUUAGAUAAAUACCUUGCAUUAAAACAGAAUGGGAUUUGCUGACACCUGGAUUUUAUAUUUAAAGUCUGUCAGCAGAAUCUUUUCUCAUAAGCUCUGGCUGUGUCGUCUUCUUCGGACAUCUCUUUUUCAUUUUGUGUUUUCUUUAAUAUGACAUCAAUGUUUCAAGCUAGUAAACAGUUGCAAGAAAUUCGUAAACAGUUAAAACAAAUGGACGAGCAAUAUAGAGAUGGAUUUAAGGCGGAUUCAAUGGAGAAUAGUUCUGAUGCUAUUAGUAAAGCAGAUUCAAACCAGAUUAGUGCUUCGGGUACCCAAGACAAGAUAACAGGAAGUCACGAAAACUUGGAAAAUGCCACGAUAACUCAAGGCCACAAGAACCAGUCUAAUUUCCACAGCUUUCUGUCGAACGUCAGCGUUUCCCACGUCAAUGAUUUUGAGCAUGUUGAGUCGGUCCUCUCCUCGCUCAUUGAGGACUCACCGGACGAUUCCCAAGAUAUCAUGCCCCUUUCACACGAGUUACGACAAGCCAUAACUAAUAUGGAGGAUAUCGAGGACGUGGACAGCCUAAUUGGCAACGUUAUCAAUUCUGUUCAGAUUGAUUCAUCUUACGAUGAAGAUCUCCAUUGUAUUGAACAGGCAGUGGCGUGUACAAUAAAUAACAGUAAUGAAGGGUAUCUCAAAGUAAUGGAGAAAUCUUCAACGACAGACAAUCCACAACCGAGGCCAUUCAUAUCAAAGGAAGAAGAGCAACUAUGGAAGAAGGAUAGAAUAAAAAAGGAUAACCACAAUAUUAUUGAACGAAGACGUAGAUACAACAUCAAUGAUCGGAUAAAAGAACUAGCAACACUGUUGCCUCCAACAACCCAUCCAGCGAUGAAACUUAAUAAGGGCUCCAUUUUAAAAGCAUCCGUGGAAUAUGUCAGGGAACUGAAAAAGGACAAAGAAAAGCUGGUUUUAUUUGAAUCCAAACAGAAAACGAUGGAAGCCAAAUACCAAAAGAUGUUGAUACGUAUUUUUCAACUAGAAUUGAAAAUGAAACUGUAUGGAUUAACAGAAGACAUGGACCACGUCCAAACUAAGCGAAAGAAGCGACCGAGAAGGCGGCUAUGUGAAAUUGACGCAAUGGUAGAAGAUUUGAUGAAACAAACUUUGCCAUCCAAGCAAGUCUCGAAUGAAAAUUCCACAAUUUCAUCGACAGGUCGACAACCCGUUUCGGAUGUUGAACAAACUAGUACAGUCCCUACGAAGUCUGCAAAGAGCGGAUUAAGAAACUUUAUCAAUAAAAAACUUUCAUCAGAGAACUCUGAAGGAGUCAAAUAUAGGUGCAACUCGAAAAUUACAAACAGUAGUUUAAAACCUGAAAAAGAAUCUGCCGGACAAAAUUCAUGCAGUAGCUUUAAGGAGAACACAGAAUAUCGGGUUUGUUAUGAAAAUAAUGACUCUACACCAGCACAGACCUCAGAAGAAAUGGAACAAAAGAGUUUGCAUCUCGUAAUUCCUGAACAAUCGUGUUCAUCAAAACAUGGUCAAGUAAAUUGCUCUACUCUAAAUUCUGCAACGAAUGCAGAAUUAAGUUUAGACCAAUGCAAUCUCUUGCUUGAUUUAUUUGGAUCAGAAAAUGUCACUAUAUUGCAAACCGAUGAGCAUUCUGAUCAGUUCUCUGCCGCUGAUUCGUCACCAUCUCCCGCAGAUGAAAAAAUUACUUCCCCUGUAUUAUCCCCCGUAACCUUGACGACAAACAUGCUUGAAGCUUUAUUGAGGAAAAACGAUAGAGGAAGUUUGUCAUCCAGCUCUUCUGGGACUCAGUCAUUGGAGAGUUCUACCGACAGCACAGGGCUUAAGUAACACGGUCGUCUAAAGGCAAAAUAUACCGCUUACCGCAAAAUCCUCAUCAACAAAAUGAGACCGCAGAGGUUUUGGCAGCAGUUAUGUAAGGUCGUGCAUGACACCAACUAUUCGUCACGUGUCUUGUUAGGCGUUCACCUUGUAUACCUUAACCUCUACGUUCCAGUUCCAGUGUACCUUAACAUGUCCUAGUAUUACUAUUAAAAAGAGUUUCAUUCGCUUAGGUAAUUGAAACUAAUUCAUGUGUAUGAACAGAAAUUAAAUGCAUGACCCCCGAGACUGCACAGUUCUUCACGGGUGGUUUUUUUAUUUUUGUUAAACGCGGGGAACGUUGAAAUCCGAGAUAAAAAUCGACACUUGCAUGUUAAACAUUGUGAAUUUGGAGGGAAGGAAACGAAUAAUCAAUUUAUUUUGGAGAAAGGAUCCAUUAAAGGAAGUCCGUAUUCAACAUUAUCAAUACAAUACAUCAUAAUAAUGUGACAAUGGACCAUACAUUACGUUGUUUAUUCAACCUUAAUUAGUAUAGUCCUGCUCUACCGGUGAAAUGACGUGGUAAUCUCUGAUGACAAUCUGUUAUUAUUAUUAAUGUAACUUGCCUAAUAUGGUUUAUAAGCUAUUGUGCAUGACGAUAUAUUUACUCUUUAAUAGUUUCCCAUAGUCAACAAAUUAUUCUCAGUAUUAUGUAAUAAGGUAAAACAAUCUAUGUUUGUAUGAUAUUUCAGGAUAUAUUUUAGCAUUUUAUAUAUUUUUUUUUAAAUAUUUUUGUUACAGUUGUGUAAUCAAAGCAUAUAUUAUAUUUCAGUAAAUUUUAUUUGAAUAAAUA